Messenger RNA from Mercenaria mercenaria, 640 nucleotides. RefSeq lists its product as uncharacterized. The coding region runs from base 80 to 640 and encodes 186 amino acids. The record is from RefSeq and is a predicted model, not a curated record. Lineage: Eukaryota; Metazoa; Mollusca; Bivalvia; Venerida; Veneridae. The transcript is spliced from 5 exons.
CUCACUUAUGUGGUGUAACAUUGUUAUCAUAUGCCUGUGUAAUGAAAAGAAAGGAAAAUAUAAAUGAUUACAGACAGAAAUGAGUUGUGCAAAAGAUGUUGACGACACAAUUCUUGGCCAGGCAAUGUCCCUUCUUCCAUACGUGAGAGCUAAUGGACAUCGAGACACAACAGUGGACAGUCUGUCAGAUGUGCCAUGGUUGCUAGUGCUUGUGUUCGAACUACUUACCACAGAAACACUUCCCGAGGAAAUGAAACCAUUCCACUCUUUUCAAGAACAGGUCCAUACCCUUCAGAUGAUACUGGAUACAUUAGAACAGACAUUGAGGCUGCCAAUGAACCACAUAACUGGGAUGGGGCUGGCGAGACUGGAGAGGCGACCUCUGUCGGACGCACUGCAGAUUUUCUCUGAUCUCAUCAAACACUGCUUCUCUGCAACAACAAAGGAAACAAGUGACAGGGGAGUACUGGAAACACCAGAGGGUAGGCGACUCUCCUUAAGCCAGUUUGGAAGUCCAGAGUUUGGAGUAGUGAGUUUUAGCCAGUUCUCCACUCCGGAAAUGUCUGUAAUAUCCCGAGAUGGAGCCAUAUGUCUUCCUGACAAGCAGCCGAAAAUGGGUCGGUACUGUUCACUUUCAUAA